AUGUGCAUUGCCCAGCAGCAAUCGGGCCACGGUAUGACUGUGUUUGUCAACCAAACACAGCAAGAUGAUUUUGGUGGCGCCCACCGAAGUUCUGAUCAAAAGGGCAUGAUUGUUAAAAAUAAACAUACCUCAGGAACUCACCCACUCGAUUUUAUCGGGAAGGAUAAGGGUACCCGCCUUCUUGAUUAUUUUGUUUCUUUUAUUCAGCAGAACAUGUUCACGAUGGGCUUCUCAUCAAUAGUUCCGGACUUGCUUCCUCUAAUUUCGACUUCCCCGCUCCUGUACCAUCCAGUGAUUGCGAUGCGAACCGACAUACCGGUGGACGAGCAUUACGGGGAGAGAAACCCCCCCUAUGUGGAUGCCAUGACCUCUUACCAUAAGUCAAUUAGUAUUUUGCGGUGCUGUGUGGGAAAAAGUAAUGUGAUGCAAAGAGAGGACGUUCUCUGGGCCACCUUUUUUCUAGGGCUGUUUGAGUUGCUUUCAGACGAUUCGGGCCAAGGCUGGGUUAAGCACAUGCUCUAUGGAACAUCAAAAAUGCUCCAGCUUGCAGGACCAAGUGAUUGCAUGUCAAUGGCCAGAAGGAUAUUCUACGACCUGUUUCGUAUUCUCGAAGCCAGUCGAGCAUUACUCUUCGAUGAAGAAACAAUCCUUUCUCAGGAAUGCUGGCUUCGACUCCAAAACAGCUUGUCGAGAAAUGCCACUCGCUGGGAGCCCUUGGAAGAGAUUAUAACGCUCAUGAUUCAGGCAUCCGCCUUCAGCCUACGAGCCGGUGCUAUAAUUGAUAAGAUUCCUGAAGGAGAACGUUUCACGGAUCCAUCAGUUGCUCUGAUUGCGGCUGAGGGACUCGAUGUCCAAGGAAAAAUCUAUAACUGGCAUACGAAGGCGUUGCUGCAGCUGGUCCAGGAUGGUUCUAAUGAAUAUUCAAAAUUAGCUUUGCUAUAUUAUCACGCGCUACUAAUCUUCCUUUCUGGCAACUAUGACUAUUUCACCUACUGGGAUAAUAUCCCAGCCCCGGUGUUAUCCCCUGCUGAAGUUUCUGAACACCUGAGUUCGAUCCUGUAUCUCUCGGGAGAGGUGUUGCGCCACUCCAAGAUCCCAGGAGUGAUGCUAUUUUUCCCAGUAACUGUUGCAGGAGCUCGAGCCCGGACGGUCGAUCAACAAUCCGAAAUUCUGAAUCUGCUCAGCCUGGUCUUCUGCAAAGGUUUUGUGGUCGCAAACAAGAUACGGGAUGGUCUGCUGAAACGGUGGGCCGAGAAGGAUCGAGAAGAGACGAUACAUCUUGCUACAUGA
This is a messenger RNA of Penicillium waksmanii, 1290 nucleotides long. RefSeq lists its product as uncharacterized. The coding region runs from base 1 to 1290 and encodes 429 amino acids. Lineage: Eukaryota; Fungi; Ascomycota; Eurotiomycetes; Eurotiales; Aspergillaceae. The transcript has 4 exons. The record is from RefSeq and is a predicted model, not a curated record.